ACUAAAGGGAGUGACAGAGCGCUUUACGACAGUUGCUUUGUGGCAGCACCAGAGGAGAAAGAUGGCGGCCACCUUAGUAGCUAGAGGAGCGGGUCCGGCUCCAGCCUGGGGGCCGGAGGCCAUUACCCCCGACUGGGAAAACCGGGAAGUCUCCACAGGGACCACUAUCAUGGCCGUUCAGUUUGACGGGGGCGUGGUUCUGGGCGCCGAUUCCCGAACAACCACGGGGUCCUACAUCGCCAACCGGGUGACUGACAAGCUAACCCCUAUUCACGAUCGUAUCUUCUGCUGCCGCUCAGGCUCUGCAGCCGAUACCCAGGCUGUAGCUGAUGCUGUUACCUAUCAGCUUGGUUUCCACAGCAUUGAGCUGAACGAGCCGCCUCUGGUCCACACUGCAGCCAGCCUCUUUAAGGAAAUGUGUUACCGAUACCGCGAAGACCUGAUGGCAGGAAUCAUCGUCGCAGGCUGGGACUCCCAAGAAGGAGGGCAGGUGUACUCGGUGCCCAUGGGGGGGAUGAUGGUAAGACAGUCCUUUGCCAUUGGAGGCUCCGGAAGCUCCUAUAUUUAUGGCUAUGUUGAUGCUACCUACCGGGAAGGUAUGACCAAGGAAGAGUGUCUACAAUUCACUGCUAACGCAACUUUUUUUUAUCCACAGCUCUCGCUUUGGCCAUGGAGAGGGAUGGCUCCAGUGGAGGGGUGAUCCGUCUGGCAUCCAUAUCAGAAUCAGGGGUAGAGCGGCAGGUACUCUUGGGAGACCAGAUUCCCAAAUUCUCCAUUGCCACUUUACCGCCUCCCUGAACCCUGGGAUUCUAGGGUACAGUAAGAGACAUCCCAUACUGACCCAAAAUUCAAUAAAGUUUUUCAAAGAGUC
This is a messenger RNA of Myotis myotis, 871 nucleotides long. RefSeq names its product proteasome 20S subunit beta 6 (gene PSMB6). Gene Ontology annotation, cellular component: proteasome core complex. Bases 62 to 700 code for a protein of 212 amino acids. NCBI's taxonomy places the organism in Eukaryota, Metazoa, Chordata, Mammalia, Chiroptera, Vespertilionidae. The record is from RefSeq and is a predicted model, not a curated record. The transcript is spliced from 6 exons. Gene Ontology annotation, molecular function: threonine-type endopeptidase activity.